Penicillium subrubescens is the source of this 1102-nucleotide messenger RNA. RefSeq lists its product as uncharacterized. The record is from RefSeq and is a predicted model, not a curated record. The transcript is spliced from 2 exons. NCBI's taxonomy places the organism in Eukaryota, Fungi, Ascomycota, Eurotiomycetes, Eurotiales, Aspergillaceae. Bases 90 to 908 code for a protein of 272 amino acids.
AUUUCCGCGUCCUGCUGGUGAAAGCCUGAUUCAUUUUCAUAAUCCUUUUGACGCUGUCCUUGAGCCACUGGGGAUUACAAAGCCAAAACAUGCUUCUCCCAUUUCUUUACCACGUCGCCAGUAUUUUCAUAUUUGCUGGCCCAAUUAAAGCCGCCACAUGCUAUAAUCCCGACCGAACCGUAGCGUCAAACUCUGUGCCCUGCAGCAGCGAUCAAACUACCUUUUGCUGCAUGACGGGCGCGAUCUGUCUCAGCACCGGCUAUUGCCUCAGUGUGGCCACCCAGCCCUUAAUGCUAUAUCGUGGAUCCUGCACGAAUUCUGAAUGGGGAAGCUCCUGUGCUUAUUACUGCGUGAAUUAUCAGACCGGUACAAACGCCCCAAUUGUCAGCGUGGGACUGAAUGACAACAGCCGGGCAAUUUACUGCUGCGGCUAUCAAAGCGAAUAUAGCAAUGCUACUAGAUGUUCUAAUGGAGAUGCUCCAUUUGUGCUCGAGGAUGGCAAUAUGAUCUUUGGUCGGGCCGCGUUAUUCAAUGCUACGGCUAGUCGGCCCGAUCCGUCCUCCACAAGUGCUUCAGUUGCGUCCAUGACCGGGACCACUAAUACCGCGGGCGGAAACGAAGAGUGCCACUCCCCCCACAGCAACAGCACGGCAAUCGGGGUUGGCGUCGGCGUUCCACUGGGCGUUCUGGCUCUCUGUUCCUUGGCUUGGGCUCUUACUGAGCGACGACGAAGUAGGUCAAACCAACGGACCGAUACUGGAGCCGCACAAGAGACUGGACGGGUGUAUAUGCCUCCGCGGCGAAAAUGUGGUCCAACGGAAUUGGACCAUCCGACCAGUACGAACUCUGAUUCCUUGGUCAACUCCCCUGUUGUGGAGAUUAUGGGAUCUGAAGCACGACGAGAAUAGAGUGAUGCUUAGUUCGUCAAGACCCAAGUCAGGUAAUUGUUUGAAGUUGAUGUAAUACAUGUGUUGAGAUCAAUCAAUACAAUAGUAAUUUCGUACAUCUAAUUUCAUGCCUGCAUCUCGGCCUAUUCUUCGCAGGCUCAUUUUUUAAAGUGGAUAUUUCCUGCUCCAGGUGUAAUGCCUGCAUUCGCGUCUGC